AUUGUAACAGCGUCAAAGAAUGCCCGUUGGUAGCGCGUCACCGCAUCAAACAUGUCUGUCAGCGGGUCUCUGCUAUAAGCGUCGGACGCGCUCAGGACGCGUUUCAAAACAACGACACAACGCGCUUAAUGCGACUGCGGGUAUUAUACACGGUUUCGUGCGGCAGAGAGGAAUGAUUAUUCACAAUAGAUGGAUUAAUAUUAAAUAAAGGCCUAGUUAUCGACUGCCGCUGGAGCCUCAUUUGAAGCGUCGCUGUGAUCCCGGUGCACAAUGCUCUGUGAUGGACAAGAGGAGGAGGACAGUGGUCCGUCAACCCUGUGUUUAUGACCAGUCAGCCCAGUGACUCCCACUCAUGCCAUAGAUGUCCUUUCCUUAGCUCACUGAGCUUACUUUAUUUUCUCCUUGUCACCCCUGUUAUCCUUCCUCUCUUCCCUCUCUCAUGCAUCUUGCUUCACCCUCACUCCAUCUCUCUGCUCUUAUCUCUCCCUUGUCCACCCCUUUUGACUUUCCUGUCCUCCCUUCCUCUGUCACUCCUGCUCCAUUUUGGAUGUCAUAAUGGUGUGCUGCGGUCGAGCGCUGGACUCCCCCUGCACUCUGGCUCUGUUGGUGGGCUUCCAGUUUGCGUUUGUCCUGUACUUCUCUCUGGGAGGCUUUCGUGGCCUAGUGUCUGUUUUGGUUCAUUCCACCGAGCCUGAGAUUGACUACUCUCGACCGCAUGACGUCUACACCAACCUCACCUCUCUGCUGCUCCACCAUCCAGGACCCAGUGGACCAGAACAGCAGCUCAGGGACUGUACACUGCCCUCUCCACUGCUGGUGGGUCCUGUUUCUGUCCACCUCUCCACACCCCCCUCCCUAGAGGAGAUAAAAGAGAAGAACCCCUUGGUGACCUUAGGGGGUCAUUACCGCCCACCAGACUGUGAGCCACGGCACCACACAGCCAUCGUGGUCCCCUACCGGAACCGCCAGACCCACCUCCGCGCCCUCCUCUACCAUCUGCACCCCUUUUUGCAGCGCCAGCAGGUCCACUACGGCAUUUACAUUGUGCACCAGUCAGGGAACUCCACGUUUAACCGAGCAAAGUUGCUGAAUGUUGGAGUGCGAGAGGCGCUGAAAGAGGAGGACUGGAGCUGUAUUUUCCUGCAUGACGUCGACCUGCUACCUGAGAAUGACCACAAUACCUACACCUGCCACCCCCAGUAUCCUACACACCUCUCUGUGGCUAUGGACAAGUUCAGAUACAGGCUUCCAUACUCUCAGUACUUCGGAGGGGUGUCUGCUGUAACUCCGGAGCAGUACCUUAAAAUGAACGGCUUUCCGAACCAGUAUUGGGGCUGGGGAGGGGAGGACGAUGACAUCGCAGCUCGAGUCCGUCUCUCUGGGAUGAAGAUAAUGCGUCCCCCUUUGGCCAUUGGUCAUUAUAAGAUGAUCAAACAUAAAGGAGAUCGGGGUAAUGAGCAGAACCCGAGAAGGUUUGAUUUGCUGAAGCGCACAAGGCUGAACUGGCGCUCAGAUGGACUGAACUCACUGACAUAUGAGCUCCUGUCCAAAGAGUUGGAGCCAUUGUACACCAAUUUGUCUGUCAACAUUGGGGAUGAUCCACACCAUCCCACUUUGAAGGCUCCUCCCCGGAAGUCACAUCCUCAACCUGCUCCAACUAACAAGACAAAAACUGAAAAAGUGGGUGUGGCCAUCACUAAUUCCACGAAAGUAGAGCCCACCCACUUGAAAGCCAGUAAUGAAAGUUCAAGUGUUGUUAAAAAAGCUCCUGUGAACCAAGAAGUAGGAUGAUAUUGACAAUCGAGUUUCCACAGAUGCUUCACAGGGUGAGUUAUUAACAGACAAUGGAGGGAAUACCAGUUUGCGCUUUGUUUUAUAUCGUGAAGCAUUGCUACUUGGCAAAUAAGUUCAUUCCACUGAAAGUUGACUGAAACUGUUCAGCCAUCUCUGAAUGUUGCUCAGCUGCUGAUAUGGUGACAUUUGCACAAGUCUGGAAUCAUUUGCUGAAGAUCUCGUUUUGCUGUAGGAGUCGUAUCAGAAUGGGCUAAGUUGUAAACGCUCUCGAAAGUGACCUAUCGACGUACCUGUGCAAGUCCCGUGUGUUUUUGAGCCGACCUGCUGCCAGCUGCUGCUCUUCAUCCCACUGUGUGGGUCUGUUUUUCUGUGCCUUUUCUUACCCUUGAACCAGUCUCUUAUCAACAUGCCAUGACUCAGCCAAAAGCAUUAUUACUGCACACCACUGUUAUUAAUACUAGAGUUGAGUGAUCAUUCCACAUGUUUAUCUGUUUUUCUCUUCUUUUAAUAUCUAAUCAGCACACACUGCUUUGUGAUCUAGUGCUUGAGCAGACGUGUAUCACUGUGGUCUAUUUUUGGUCUAACUGUACAAACUUAGAAAGGUGUGAUCUUUGAUAGUGAGCACUGGUUUAUUUUCUCUUUUAGCUGCUCAGAUACCUAUUAAUAGUUUUAUGAUACAGUGUAAAAGAGUUUAAUUAUUUUAGGUAUUGUGUGGUGCCUUUGUUGGAUUCCAUUUUGGUUGUAGACAAUCAUUGGGAUAAGCAUAUAAAGUGACAAAAAAUAUUUACAAUCUUUACAGACUUCUAUUAUUUGAAUUUGGGAAUAUGUUUCUGUUAAAUUGAAUAGAUUUGAUGGUUUAGGUUGAAGGCGUGAAUUUAGUGUACGAUGUUAGUUGACAUUUUAAGAUUUUAUAAACCGUAAACAGGUAAUGGGUACUUUUAUGGUUAGUAAUAUAGCAGCAAGAAUAAAUUUUAUUUGUUAGUCAAAAAUAUUGGUUGUAUCACCAUCAUGGCACUUUUUCAGUAUAUAAAUGAAACUGCACUCUGCAUUAAAUACAAUUCUUGAGUAUAAGCUACAUUUGAAGAACAAUGAUAUCAGCGGCAGACAUUUUCUUUUGAAGUUCUUUUGAAAAUAAAAUUGCAUUGCACAUUAUAUUAGCAGAUCCACUGACAUUUUUUCCCAACUACAUGCUAUUAGGAAAGAUUAAAUAAUUUUCUGUAAAAGAUAGUCUGAAGGUGCUCAUGUGACAUAUCUUGCUGUAUGUACAACAUAUUUCAAACCUAGAUAUACAUUUCAAAGAGUCUGUUUAAAGAUCAGUAUAUGUAUUCUGAUUUUGAUACACAAUUAUUAGUAUGACCAACUGAUAACAUUUGCCUUUGUAUUAAAACUACAAAAAGUGUAGCUUUUUGUAAAUAAAUGCAUGUGGCAGGUAAAUAUAUUUCAUCCUAGCAUAUUUGCAAGACCCUUGUAUACCAUAUAUAUAAUUAUUAAAGUAUAUAGUUUUCUAUCAGAUAUUUGGAAUUAGUGUUAAACUACUUUGAUGCCUAAUAGUCUCUAGCUUGAGAACACUAUUAGAUCUGAUAUUAACAGUUUAGAUGUGACCUACUCAUGUCAUUCUUGGUCAGACAAUUUGUUGAUUUGAAUGUGUAUUUUUUGGCUAUGAAGACUGUUUGCUUUUUAUAUAUAUAUAUAUAUAUAAUAUAUAUAUAUAUAUAUAUAUAUAUAUAUAUAUAUAUAUAUAUAUAUAAAUUAUGGAUCCUCUGAAGCUCUGCAUUUCCAUCUGUGUGAGUUACAUUGAAGUUUGCCACUGAUAUUACUACUGAAGAGUUAUCUUGUAAAUAAACACAUCGACAACAUUGUAACAUUGUGAGUUGACCAUGCAGCUGUUUUAUUGAACGUUUAUCAACGGAGAGUGGAAAAAUGUUUUAACAAGAGUCCUGGGCCUUCACCUAAGGACCUGUGACUGACUUAGAGGGAUUCAUAAAGGGGUAAUUGAUCCAAAAAUGUAAAUUCUGUCAUCAUUUACUGACCCUCAUGUUGUUCCAAACCUGUAUGACUGACUGACUAUUAUUGUGAAUAAUGUUGGUAACCAGACAAUUUUGGUGACCAUUGACAAAAUUGAAAAUACCUUCUUAUGUUCCACAGAAAAAAGAAAGUCAUAGAGGUUUGGAAUGACAUGAGGAUGGGUAAACAAUGACAGAAUUUUAAUUUUUGGUUGAACCAUCCCUGUAAGUUCAACUUUGGUUUCCCAGGCUUUCAGUGUCUGCUACCAAAAUCACUCAUUUGCUUUCAGGCACCACAAAAAUUAACCGAUGACUAGUGAAUCAAGCUGAUUUUGUGUUGUAUGGGCCCUACAGGUUUGUCAGUGCAUUAUUGAGCAAAUAAAGAAAAAAUAUUAACAAAUCUCUAA
Molecule: messenger RNA, 4204 nt
Organism: Ctenopharyngodon idella (grass carp)
Lineage: Eukaryota; Metazoa; Chordata; Actinopteri; Cypriniformes; Xenocyprididae
Gene: b4galt3
Product: UDP-Gal:betaGlcNAc beta 1,4- galactosyltransferase, polypeptide 3
Exons: 8
Coding region: 556-1791 (411 amino acids)
Biological process (GO): galactosylceramide biosynthetic process; carbohydrate metabolic process
Molecular function (GO): glycosyltransferase activity
Source: RefSeq, a predicted model, not a curated record